AAGUGAAGACAUUCCAGUGGUAGAAGUUACAGCAUAAGGAUACUUUCGCUAUUACAGUGAACAAGAGCUUAAAGUAAAAAUGAACUAUAUUAAGGUGAAUACUUACCGUGUAUGUCUAGGCACCACUAUGCUGGUACUUUGCUUAGUUCCAGUGAUCAGUGGACUGCAGGAUCAUCGUGUUUGUGAUGUAGACGGAUUAUGCGAAGAAAUUGCAGAAGGUAGCCGUUAUCAUUCCGAUCGUCGGGUGGAUCGUUUAGACCAGGACCAAGAACAACGGCUGCUUUUAUUUAACCGCGAAAAGCAAAUCAGAGAAAGGAACGAAAUACGUGAACUGGAGCGUACUGAAGAACCACGGCUGGAUACACGUGAUCGAAGAGAAGAACGCAGUGCAUCUUCUGAUCGUUGGAUUGAACGGAAUACCGAUGAUCGGAGACUUGCUCGUUCCGAACGUGACGAGGAUCGUCAGAUUCACCGACAUGAUCGAGAAUCUGUUCGAGUAAGUGGUGAUCGGCGUGAUCGUUUCGAAGAGAUGCGAUAUCGCGACGAAUCUCAACGUGAACGAGCUGAAACACGUAUCGCUGAACGGGAAUGGAAUGAUGAGCGUCGUGUUGCUCGGGACGGAGAGCGACAAGAGCAACGAGAAACGAACGAUGGUCGUCGCGAUCGACGCUCUAGUGACGAUCGUGAUAAAAUCAGGGACGAAUUGGACAACAUUCGAGAACGAAGACAUGAGCAACAAGUUGAUAGGCACAUUGAACGAACAGAGCCUGUCGCAAUCGUUCGGAAAGUGCCUGUACUAACCGAUGAUCGCAGAGAACGAACACAACAUCGUGAACAAAACGAUAUUCGAGUACUUAGAACUGAGAAUAGAAACAGAUUCGAUGAUAAUGAGCGUCGUAUGAACACCGACAAUCGUCAAGACGACCGCGAGACCGACCGUCGAGUGCAACGUGAUGAGCGUUCAGAAGAAACACAUGAAAGAAUUCGUACUGAUAGACGUGAGAGAGAUGAACGUGAGUCCAGUCGCCGUGGGGUACAUCAAUCACGCUUGGAACGUCUCGAUACCGCCGAGCUCUUCACUCUUGCUAAUACGUCUGAAGCUUCCUUCAUUUGGAAUAUGGUUCAAGUAGCUUUGAUUGUCCUCCUUGUAGCUCAACUUAUGAAAAAGAGUGAGAUGGAUGGAACUUGGAAACCUUCUAAGCUAGCAGAGCUUGUCUGCUUCCGCGAUUCAACAAUUCCGAGCAACUAAAGCCACUGCAGCUUAUAGAUACAUGUAGCACCCAGAGUCUCAAGGCAACAUAAUGAUGUAUUGAAAACAUAUAUGAUAUUCCGCGAAAUGUUGGCUUUUUCAUGCAAACCUCCUUCGUGGUAAUUCCAUCCACCAUUCCUCUACAUUCUAAUAAAAAUCAAAACCAACUUCUCCUGAGGGUCAGUGGUACUCUUUAUUAAUCAAUUUGUUUGAAUUGUAUAUAUGUAUCGUUUCACCGUGAAAAUGAGCAAACAAGUCAAGAAAAUGCGUGUGAUAGAUAGAAGUAAGACGGGCACGGGCAAUUAUGACUUGAGGAGAGAACUUUCUUGUUACAUAUAUACAAAAAUCAGCAUCAUCAUAAUUGCUUCUAUCAAACUAUAAAUCAACAAAAUGUACAAAAGAAACUACUCAAGAUAACGACUAAAACUGCUGAUGACAACAACGAAGCAAAGGAACCAAACAUUCAAAUCUAUAAGCAAAAGGGAGUCUGUUAUCAUUAUCUUUAUUGUUAUUUAAUGUGGGAUGAAUCUCUUUAUAUACCAUACAAACAUACUCACAAAUAAAUAAACACUUAUAAAGUAGAUGAUGGCAUAAAA
This is a messenger RNA of Topomyia yanbarensis, 1845 nucleotides long. RefSeq names its product zinc finger CCCH domain-containing protein 13-like. The record is from RefSeq and is a predicted model, not a curated record. NCBI's taxonomy places the organism in Eukaryota, Metazoa, Arthropoda, Insecta, Diptera, Culicidae. The transcript has 2 exons. Bases 80 to 1249 code for a protein of 389 amino acids.